AUGUCUAUCUUGGUGCGUCUCGCGCGCCCUUUAUCACGGACGACCACUCGGACCGUCCUUUCCGGCUCUUCUGCCACUGGACGAAGGUCAAUUGGCUCCGUCAGUGCAAUCGAUUCGAGCAUAUUCCGUACCUUGUUCGGAACCGAUGAGAUUCGCAAGGUCUUCGAUGAUGAAGCAUACAUCCGCCGCUGCGUUGAUGCAGAAGCUGCAUUGGCUCGAGCACAGUCCCAGUGUGGUGUGAUUCCGUCUAAAAUCGGAGCUCUUGUUACACAGCGGGUACAAGAAUCAAAUCUCGAUUUUGAGCGGCUGCGUCUCGAGACUGAAAUUGUCGGCUACCCAAUCUUACCGCUUGUCCGUCAGCUGUCAGAUAUAUGUGGUGAGGAGGCUGGGAAGUAUGUGCACUGGGGUGCCACGACGCAGGAUAUUAUGGACCUGGCCAGCGUAUUACAAAUGAAAGAAGGACUGAAUAUUGUCGAGAGACUUUUGAGGGACGUCAUCAAAACUCUGCGUGUAUUAUCCGAGAAAUACAAGGAUACCCCUAUGGCAGGGCGAACACACUUGCAGCAUGCGCUUCCCGUGACCUUUGGAUACAAGUGCGCCGUAUGGCUAUCUGGCUUUCAGCGACAUCUGGAGCGACUAGAGCAGCUCCGAGACCGGACUUUGAUGGUGCAGUUUGGUGGAGCGGCAGGCUCGCUUGCAUCUCUAGGAAAUGGCGACGAUGGCCUCCGCGUACGCAAGGCGUUGGCAAAAGAGCUUGAUCUGACCGACCCUUCGAUUACUUGGCAUGUAGCGCGCGACGGCGUGGCUGAGAUUGCCAAUUUCCUUGCCCUGGUGGGCGGGUCUAUGGGGAAGCUAGCACUGGACAUUAUUAUCAUGUCCUCGAAUGAGCUGAGUGAAGUGGCUGAACCUUUCGUGCCUCACCGGGGAGCAUCAUCGACCAUGCCUCAAAAGCGCAACCCGAUCUCUAGCGAGGUCAUUUUGGCUGCGUCUAAGAUUCUUCGGUCAAACGCGGGUCUUGUUCUUGAUGGAAUGGUCGCUGACUUCGAACGUGCCUCGGGUCCUUGGCACUUGGAGUGGGUUGCUGUCCCAGAGAGUUUUGUUCUAGCUGUUGGAGCCUUGUCUCAAACGCAUUUUGCACUUUCUGGGCUUUCUGUCAAUAGCAAGCAGAUGCUGGAAAAUCUUCACUCUACCAAGGGACUAAUUGUGGCUGAGGCUGUCAUGAUGGGCAUGGCACCAUAUGUGGGCCGCCAGCGGGCGCAUGAUAUUGUGUAUGAGGCCUGUCGGGAAAGCAUUGAGAAGGAACGCACCUUGCUGGAAUGUCUUCUUGAGAAGGAAGAAGUUACGGCCAAGAUGGACCAACAACGUUUGAGCGAACUUUGUGACCCAGUGAACUACUUGGGUGCUUCAUCCCGGAUGGUAGAUGACGUUCUGGCGAUUUAUUGA
Messenger RNA from Penicillium pulvis, 1443 nucleotides. RefSeq names its product class-II fumarase/aspartase family protein. The transcript has 2 exons. The record is from RefSeq and is a predicted model, not a curated record. NCBI's taxonomy places the organism in Eukaryota, Fungi, Ascomycota, Eurotiomycetes, Eurotiales, Aspergillaceae. The coding region runs from base 1 to 1443 and encodes 480 amino acids. Gene Ontology annotation, molecular function: catalytic activity.